Messenger RNA from Anolis carolinensis (green anole), 7610 nucleotides. RefSeq names its product lysine methyltransferase 5C (gene kmt5c). NCBI's taxonomy places the organism in Eukaryota, Metazoa, Chordata, Lepidosauria, Squamata, Anolidae. The record is from RefSeq and is a predicted model, not a curated record. The transcript is spliced from 10 exons. Bases 340 to 2049 code for a protein of 569 amino acids. Gene Ontology annotation, cellular component: nucleus. Gene Ontology annotation, molecular function: histone H4K20 methyltransferase activity; protein binding.
CUCAAGAAUUUGUUUGCAGCCACAACACUUCUGCUUGCUGGGAGCUGACUACACAAUUAAGAAUGCAACAACAAAAUCCUGAGAAUUCUCAAUCACUGCCCAGCCAUGACUACCCAUUUGAGCAAGUCACGCAUUCUCAGUCUUGCCAAGAAAGCGUAGUGAUCAGUUCGCCAGAAGUGACCUGAAGGCACACAACAACAUUACCAAGGAAUUGAGAAUUCUAUAUCCCCACUCAGCUAUGACUACCCUUUGGGCCCUGGAUUUCCCCAUGGCUGACUUUGCUACCAAAAUAAGGAUCAAGGCAAGUAGGUCUGGGUACAGCAUGCUUCUGGAAAGAAGAUGGGUUCCACUCGGGUGACUGCAAAGGAACUAUGUGAAAUUGAUGACCUGGCUACAACACUCAUUCUUGACCCUUACGUUGGCUUUAAGACUCAUAAAAUGAACGUCAGCCCACUGCCAGCCAUCAGAAGGAAGCACCAUUUGCGAGAAGCAGUAGAAGCUUUCAGGAAGCGCAAGGACCUCGAAGCAGCAUAUCAGACCCUCAUGCAGGGUGGGUGGGCCUGCCAGUACUUUGCAAACCGGAGCCGUCAACAGGAGGCUGCCUUCAAGACUCAUAUAUUUCGUUACCUUCGUAUUUUCCUUCCUGAAAGUGGUUUUGUCAUCAAGCGCUGUAACCGAUAUUCCCUGGAAAUAAAUGGUGCCCGGGUGGUCUCUGCAAAAUCAUGGAGAAAGAACGAUAAGUUAGAACUCCUGGAGGGUUACAUUGCAGACCUGACAGAACAAGAUGAGAGCCUCCUGCGGACAGGCGAAAACGACUUCAGCGUCAUGUACUCCACACGGAAGCAGAGUGCCCAGCUGUGGCUGGGACCUGCAUCCUUCAUUAAUCACGACUGUAGGCCAAAUUGUAAGUUUGUCCCAAUGGAUGGAAACAUUGCCUGCGUCAAGGUGCUGCGGGACAUUGAACCAGACGAUGAGAUCACCUGCUUCUAUGGUGAUGGCUUCUUUGGGGAGAACAAUGAAUUGUGCGAGUGCUACACUUGUGAAAGGAAGGGGGGAGGAGCCUUCCGCCUCUUGAAUCAGACACCAUCUCCAUCUAUCUCAGACAAUGAGAAAUACCUGCUUAGGGAGACCGAUGGCCGUCUUCAGCGGUGGAAAAACCAGUCAUGCAAGUUGGCACAGCGCAGUGGGAAAGUAGGACGUAAGACUCGGCGCAGGAGGGCACGAUUACGUGGUACUUUACGUAGAUCUUCUAUUCGCUGGUACUUUAGGAUGCUAAAGCCUUUAUACAUCCCAGUACAUGACUGCUUGGCCUGCAGUGCACAUAGAUGUAAGAUUCAUAAGCAACUCCUGGUACGUCUGAUUCGCUGUCCUCCUUCUAUGCUCCCUGUAUCACAUCUCCGGCAUUCGAGGCGCUCAAGGGUCCAACAGGAUUACUCCUUCAUGAAAAAGCACAAUAUGACCUGGUUAGACCGGCGCAGCUUGGUUGUGAAUCUUGGCAAGAGGGUACCCUUGGACUGGGUAGGGUUGCAGACAGACAAAGUAUCUGAGAAUGGGGAUCAUCAACUACACAGCAGCAAUGUGGAACUUAGCCAGGGAAUUGAGGAGCAUCCCACAGGAACUGUGGAGAAUCACACUGAGGUCACAGAACCACUUGCCUCAGGAGAACAAGCCCCAUUCAGGUCUUCAGACCCUCUUUCCUCUAGCCAGCUACUCUACAGAACAAGGAGCAUGGCCAGGAGGCAAGCUAAGCUUUUGCCCAAAUCCCAGCUGGCUCUACCAGCAGUAGACCCCAAGCUUGCUCAGUAUGCUCAUGUCAACCUUGAGGUUCCCCCCUUAGAAGGCAGUGAGCACUGGGAACAGCCUCCUCCAGACCCAUUGGAGAAGGAACAGGUAGAGGAGCAGGUAGAGGAGCAGGUAGAGGAGCAGCCUCCUCCCAAGCAAAUGGUCUCCUUCCCUCCCUUUGUGCCACCCAAACGGCUGCGACUGGUGGUGAGCCAUGGCUCUAUCAACCUUGAGAUGGCGUCAGGCUCUUGUGAGGAGCUGUCUUAAUCUGGCUGUACCUCUAGGUACUGAGAAGAGACUGCAUCUUCUUACUCAACUAAAUCUUGAUAAGCCAGGGCAAAAUCCAUAUAUGUUCUUUUUCUUUUGGGCCCCUUCUACACUGUCAUAUAAACCAGAUUAUCAAAUCAGAUAAUCCACAUGAUCUGCUUUGAACUGGAUUGUAUGAGUCUAUACUGCCAUAUAAUCCAGUUGAAAGCAGAUAGUCUGAAUUGUAUAUGGCAGUGCAGAAGGGGUCUCUUUGCAUGGGGCAAGACGCCUUCUCUCAUCCGUUCUGAUGUGACAUCCACAAAGGGGAAUAAGAACACAACACUGUGUUCCAUUUUUUUCUCUUUUUUUCCUAAUGCAGAUUCCCCCCCCCCCCCCCAAAUUUUUUUCCUUCCAGGGUGCUUUCUCCAUUAGUCCCACACUUCUUUUGUUUUAAAAGUGCAUUCCACGAUCUAACCAGUCCUUAGUACACACCUUUGAAACAAGCCAUAUUAAAGGCUGCAUGGAUUUUUGGGAUCACCACCCCGUGUUGUCCUCUCUCUGAGCUUUGCUUUCUGUCCUCAAGACUACUCCUGUGCUCUGACUCUAGGUGUGCCCAUUCUCUGGUUUGUAGCAGUUCACCCAUGGACUUUUCUACAUGCUCACAUGGUGCUUUUUGCUGUUUGUCACCCUAUCAAAGCUGUGAAGCUGGCGUAGGUCAUGUGACUUAUGGAUGAAGGAAAUUUACAUCCAAUCAGGGAAGUCUCUAAUCCAUUGAAGAAAACCAGCAACCGGAAGUGCAUAAUUGCAUGGAACCCAAACUCUUUAACCCAUGUAACCUGAUGGCGGCGGCUGCUUGCUAAACAGGCUUAUUUAGGGAAUUAUACUGUUUCCCUCCCUCCUCUCCCACCUCUUUUUGGGUGCCUACUGUUAAAAGACAUCUAAUUUUCUAGUUUUUAAAGCCACUUUUGUAUUAGGUCUGUCUUUAUCUCUUCUCUCUGCUGGGACUUUUAAACAAAUGUGUACCGGGAACUUUUUAGACUCCUAAUAAACUCAAAGCAUUCAGGUUUUUAUAUUUGAUACAGUUGAGGUUUCAUAGUGUUUCAGAAUAUCAGUGCAUUAGACAGUUUUAUGCAAAUAUUUCACACUAGUUAAGUGUUGGAGAAUGAAACGCUGUAGUUUUGCUUCUCAGCUCUAGUCAGGGGACUGCUUGGCUCAGGGGCAUUGUGGUUUGGCACCUUCCCUUUGUGAGGUGUUGACUUGAGCAGGAUAAAUGCCUCUUACUUGCCUAGUGGUUGCUGUGUUUGGUUUAAAACCACUUGCAGCAUAUUUGCCCACUGCCCUCUCUUGGCAGUGCUUGGGAUUUCUAGCAGAUGGGUCCUAUUGCAGUGCUUUGGGAUCAAACUGCAAGUUUAGCAUCUGGUGCCGGGAGCUAUUGGGUAGAUGGGAGAAUCAUACCCAACUGUUUUCUGAGAGUGGUUGCUUUGUUUUGCAGUUGGCAGUUUUAUGGAGAACUUUGUGGUGCUCUCUGGAAGUGCAUAGGCAGGAAUCAUAGGAGAGCCUAUGAUUUAAUCUUUCACUUCUUUUGAUUUUGGCCUCCACCUUGAUGUAUUUCAGUCUUAAAAGAAGUUUCUCCAUAUAACAUUUGAAAGACAGAUGUGCAUAUGGAAGUUACACUAUCUUUAAGGCUGCAAUUCUCCGUAUAUGAGGGGGUUAAAUCUUCUUCAAGUAUCCUUCUGAGUAACCAUGAUAGCAUCCAGCUGAAAAGCUCCUUGAUCUCUGGCUUGAGGAGUCUGUCUUAGAAAACCUUUGUAGUUGCCUGGUAUGUAUUUUAGCUCUGAGAUGAACAGUGUAUUGUAGUUCAGGCCUUCUGCUGUACACAGCUCUGCAAGUAUAGGUGCUGAUUUCUGGGUAAUAAUGUGUGUGUGUUUGAAAGUGAUUUUUAGGCAAUAGUUUGUGAAGAGGUAUAAGGGCACAGUUUGCAGUUAGGAUGAGCUGUAUGUAUUCACCUUGUCUCAUGUGCAGGGAGCAUUGGUAAAACUUUUUUAAACUUGGUUUCUUAGUUUAAACUGUUUGGACACCACGGUAAUCCACAGGGACCCUGGUUUAUCAGGAGAGAGUAACAAGGUUGUGUGACCUCUCUAAUUUUUCCCACUUACAGCUGAAACAGCUAAACAAACUAUAAUCUGAAAGUCUGGGGUUUAUUUAUUGUGACAGCGGAUACUCUGAUUUAUUUUCUUCCCAACAAGUUUGAGAAAUCCUGGGUGGGUGGGUGGAUUGGGACACAAAGCAACUAACAACUUGAAAAGUGAUGCAGCUAAAACAUACAAAAAGUAAAUAUUUAAAAAUAGAAUUAAAUUAAAUUAAAAGACAACUAUAGCAUUAAAACUGUUAAAAACCAUUCUAUGACAAUACAGUACCCCCUAACCCAACUGCUAGAAGGACAACAAGAAGGGGGUGCCUUCUGGUCUCCUUGGGAAGGGAGUUCCAGAGUUUAGGGGCAGCCUCCCCACCAACUUCACCUUUGAUGGUGAUGGGACUGAGAGAAGGUUGUGGUGGUUGUUAAAGAAAGAGGCCAAAGUACUAGUUGUUAUUGGGUAUGGCUGUUUCUGCUGCUAGUGGGAGCAGCUAAAUAGCAUGUUUCAGACACCCAUCUCCAUCUAUCCCCAUCCAUGUUGCUUUUCCUCAUUGAAUCAGGUGUCCUGCAGUUUCAUGGGCUACUGUAAGGUUUGAACAGGGCCAGUGGAUCUGGCGAGUUUUUUCUGAACCCCGAGGCAACAUUGGAAGAAACAGCCUCAUGGCAUAACCUUUACAGAAACACAAAAUAUCUACUACCCUGACCCAAUAAAGUAUGUUUAUUAGUAUAACUGGUUUCUACUGUGAACACCAAAAUCAAUUCAAAUUCUGUUUGGAGUAACUUCAUGGAUGAUGGCAACUGAACAUACUCAAAUGAAGGCAUCUGAGAAAUGUGCCCAAGUGGUCUGUGAAAAGCAGUCUCCCACAUUUGUGGAGAGCACUUGAUAAACUGCAAGAUAGAAAAUACUGAAUAUAUGCUGGAAAUUUAAGCCAUUUCCCAGAACCUUCACAUUAGUAUACAAAGCUGCUCCAGAGUGCAACAUUAUUUACAAAAGAGAAUUAGGAAAUGUCAAUACACACUGAUGCACAGAUGAAACUGCAUGUCUUUCCCUGCUUCCCAAAUUUGUAUUUGUGUCACUUUCAGAUAGACUUUUAAAAUCUUAAACCUCUAUAAUUUAAUACCAUGUUCUAGACCACUGGUUCUCAACCUGUGGGUCCCCAGAUGUUUUGGCCUUCAACUCCCAGAAAUCCUAACAGCUGGUAAACUGGUUGGGCUUUUUGGGAGUUGUAGGCCAUAACACCUGGGGACCCACAGAUUGAGAACCACUGUUCUAGACAGACAAACCCAGUCAUCAUUUGUUAGCUGAGCAACCUUGUUUAUUUUAAGUACAACACCUUGUGCUUAUUGUGUGGCAAUGUGCAGCUGUAUCCCAAUAGAGCCUAGGCCCAAAUUGAAAGAAAUAAAGAAGAUUAUUGGCAAUAUUAGUCCUUUAUGGGGAGAAAGGCAGGAUAGAAAAUAAAGUUAAUAAUAAUGACAAUAUAUUACAAGGCAUGCAUUUUCAUUUCUGUAUCAGCAUUUGAAUGCAACACAAUACCUGUGCUAAAGAACAAGUGUAUUUCUGUUGUUGCCAGCCUGCUCCAGGCUCUUUCUGAUAGGAGUGCCCAUACUUGUGUUCCUGCCUGCUGCUCUGUCCGUUUUUGUGGCUGUUCCAUGUUUGUUAUUAGUAGCCAGCUAGUGCACAACUUUUAGAUAGUAGCUGUUAUGGUGGUUUGGGGGUGGGGAGAGGAGGAGGGUGAGAUGAUGAAGGGCUUGGACGGGGAAGGGGGUGGGUGGGUUGGCGGGUGGGUAUUGCUAGCCAGGACACUGAAUGCUCCCUGUUGAAGGGUGGGCUGGGGCUCAGUUUUCACCUUUCUGUGCCUCUUGUUUUCCCCAUCUUUUAAGGUGGGUUUGUACUUUAAGCUACCUCGUUUGGGAAGGAAAGCGUCAAGACACCUCUCCAGCCUCUGUCUUUGAUCUGCUUUCAAUCCUGUGUCCGUUUAGUCUCUCCUUCCUUCUCCCAUCCUCACCCUCAUCCCCAUCCCUCUUACAUUAAAAAAAUGCAUGUUCUCAUGAAUGGAUAGUAAGUCCAGCUGCCUUCUGUCCUUCCAUCCUGGCUAAAUGGGUUUUCUUUUUCUCCUGAUCAGAAGCUUCUCAGGGUUGGUCCUCUUUUGGUUUGCCAUCAUCUCAACUCCAUUCAGUCUGAUCUUUUGAAGUCAACCUCAUUCUUUUUGCCUUUCCAUGCUCCAAUCUCUGUUCUCUUCCCAGAUGAUACCAUUGUCUGUUACAUUGCUGUUUCCAUCUACUGUGAGAGAAUGUUUAAAGCAUGCUUUUUGGCUUGGAGCCAGUCAACCGCCAUUUCAAAUGAACACAAAAUUCCAUAAAAACUAUGCUCAGGAAGCUGAGAUAUUUUUGACCCCUGCAAAAGGGGUAAAUAAGGAAACUGGACAUGAGAAACUCUGGAUGGCUGGGUUCCUCAGGGAAGGGUGAGGUGGAGGGUUGCAGAGGAUCACUUUUUAUCCUGAUGUUUUCAAUUCUUAACUCCAGUACAUUAGUCAUGCCUUUUGUGGUAAAGCCAUUGCUAACUUCAACUUGAUCUGACUUUAUAAAAAGCUGUGAGUUGAACAGCCCAUAAUAUCCAGGAUCUGGGUGUGAUAUGUACUGCUCUUUGCUCUCUAUUCAGUGUAAUAUUCCGAGUGCUUAAUUUAAAUAUAGGGCUGUUCCAGCACUUGUCCAUCCACAAUAAGGACAUUUUUUAAAAAAAACAAUUAAACUGGACAAGUCUGUUUUCCCCCCCUUGCACAAAAAUGGAAGAGGGGAAAGGGGUGAUGCCACAAUUGAAGUACAUACUUCCAGGGCUGUAUAUACACAUCUCACCACAAACCAAACUCAAUUUUUAUAGAUUAGGAAAAUCAAUGUAGUUUUCAUACUUGUUGGGUUUUUUAAAAACUUUUGUUGUUGGGAUGGGCUAUGGAGGCUAUAUAAACUUUGGCCACAGGAAAUUCUGAUCAUCUUCCUGCCUACCUUACUCUUUUAGCUUUUUAAAUGUAAUGAGGCUCCCAAAAUCUCAAACUCGUCAUCGCAGCCUUGCAGGCUAGAAACUUUUUUUCAAUGAAAGGGUCCAACUUGACCUGCAUCCAGAUUUAAAUUCUGGAUUUUGUGCAGUAUGAUGGUGGAAUGCACAGCCCUGGGUGUAUGUUGGUUUGGGUUGGGAAUUGGGGUGGGUUGGGGGAGGGAACGAGGGAGGGUGUGUUUUUUAAUGGUGCUAUAUUGAAGAGGGUGGUUGGAGGGUGCUCUCAGCUCCUGAUGUGGGAGUUUGAGGCCUCAGGGUAGUUCUUGCCCCCACAAUCAGGCCGGUAUCCUGAAGAGGGGGUGGAGGCAGAACCUUGUGUUUGUAUUUUUAAUGGUGUGUGUGUUAGGGGAGGGUAUUACUUUUUAAAAUACUUGAUUGGAAUAAAAUCUUUUAAAGCUA